This is a messenger RNA of Ectocarpus siliculosus, 2307 nucleotides long. The record is from the annotation of a GenBank genome assembly. NCBI's taxonomy places the organism in Eukaryota, Phaeophyceae, Ectocarpales, Ectocarpaceae.
AUGUCGAAGAAGGCAGGAAAAAAAGCGAAGGUCAAGGUGCCAGAGAUCGACCCAAAUUCGCCAGAAUGGAUCGAGGAGGUUGCUCGGAAGCAAAGCGAAGCAUACGGCAUGGUGCAGCGAGCCAUGACCCGGAGCCAGAUCGAAGUGGUGCUAACCACCCGAGACAACUUGGUGAUCCAAAGGGCGGAACUUGAAACCAAGGCCAAGCAGCAGUCGCAGGACCAGAGCGACAUCUACCAGUACCUUCGAAACAAACUCAAAGACAAUUACGUCGCAAUCGCCGAGCUCGAAGCUCAGAUACGGCUGGGGGAGAAACUGGGGACCCUCGACGUCGAGCUUACGGCUAUCAAAGAAUACCAAGAAAACUCACAAAUCUACGAGCAGACGUUGAAAGACAUGGAGGCCAAAAUCGCUGGCUGCAAGGACGCCUUCAAUGAAGAGAUGGCCUUACUAAACUCCCAGCUUGAGGAGGAGUGGGAAACUGGCCGCCGAGACAAAGAGGAGCGGCGGAAGAUCACGAAAAAGGCUGCGGCGAAGGCUACCCAAGAGCAGCUGGGCCCCCGGACAAAACACAGAAUCGCCCAGAACAAGAAGAUGAUGUCGGAGCUCCGUUUCCAGUGCUUUGAGGUGGAGAAAAUGUACCGCGCCCGGCAAGGCCUGAUGGAGUCGAACACUCUUCUGCUGGCAAAAUCGGCGUCAGCGCGGCACCGCGUGGAGGAAUUGGCCCGCCGCAGCCACUUGUUGCAAAGGAUUAUCCGCUACAUGCACCAGAAGCUCCAAAAGCGAGGCGCAUGCCUGGAUGACGGAAGUAUCGGACCUAACAGUGCACCAGAAGACGUUGAUGACUGCGAGCGGCCAGGGGCAUCGCCUGAGAUAGGUGGGCAUGCAGCCCGCGCUGGAAGAAGAAGUGGGAGUCGAGGUCGGCACAGUGGAACCGUGUACAGGCUGGCGGGCAUGUCUGAGGAGGAACGGCAACAGAUGUUGGACCUUCGAGAAGAGCUCCGACGGGAGGAGGUCGCUAUUGCGGCUGCGCAGACUCUGGUGGGGGAAAUGAGCGAAAACAUACGCAGGGCUGAGGAAGAGAGGUCCCGAAGACUAGCUCUGAAGGGAGACCUCGCGAGAGUGCUGGCAUUGUGUCACGAAGACCCUUUGGUAGGAGCCAACGGGGAGAAAGGACUGCAGACAGAAAGCGGCGGAAAAAGCUUCGACCGGACCGGCCGUCUUGACCCUCAGCCAAUACCAGUCCCAAAAAGAUCAACAUUGCUAUAUCUCCAAGACGCCAAUGGCUCAGAGUUGUUGCCUGCGACUCUAUUGCACAGCUCGGAUCUGCCAGUGGGUUCAACCAAUGAUGGCAGCGGUCUAGCUGAUGAUCACGGCGUAGAAAUGGGUGAGGGUUCUGUUAGUACGGUGCUCCUGCCAGCGAUCGGCCCCACCAGGUUAUCGCGGCAACCCCAAGAUUGGGAACUGGAGAACAACGAACACGAUCAACAGCGGGUACCACAGCGGCAGCUACAACAGCAUCAACUCCAACCGCAUCAACACGAACACAUGGCGCUGGAGGUACCCUCCCGCGGGGCGGAUGGAACAGAGGGAGAUGACGCCAUCGAGUCAAGUCGAGGAAACCGUAGGGGAGGUAUGAGGGAGAAACUCGCGUUGUGGCCGGAGUUUACGAUUGUGCCCCACACUGCUGGAGUCGGCAGGCCACCCCGUGAGGGCGGCGAUAUCGCAUACAGCGAAGAACGACCAUGGGAAGGGACAACCAGCUGCAUUGAUGCUGAGGUGUUGAAAGCGGUGGCGAGACUUCUUCUGUCCAAGCUGCAGAUCUCCGUGGAGGCAAUCACACCAAGGCUAGCAUCCCCCCGCACCCAAGCCGUGGGUUUCCCGUCUUUGACGGAACGGGCGACCUUGGACGGCGGCGGUGCCAGGGCCGAAAGCGGCGUUGACAUGGGAGACCGACAGCUAAGAAACUCCAGAAGGGGCCCCAGACGGAGCAGGGAAAGCACUAGAACGGCGAGGCGACACGGGGCCGGCAACGGUACCUCCGCUUGUAGCAGCCGUGGACAACGUCGUCGCGAUGGGCGCGGCGGCACUCUGUCUGGUGAUCAGUACGAGGAAGGCGUGUCCAGGGAGGGCGGGCGCGAUCGCGGCGUUGGCAGGAGCAGGUCGGGAGCGCCGGACGAUGCUACGAGUAUCUGGUCGGGGUGGCAUACCACGGGGAUUCCAUCGUGGGACAUUCUUACGGGGGUGGGAUCGUCCACGGCGCUAUUGUCCGAGGUGGCGCCCGUGGCGGCGACGCGCAUGGAAUGA